AGAAGAGCAGCAGGCGGACAGAAGAGCAACAGAAGAGCAGUUUGAUACGUGUCUCUGAGUGAAAUGAAUGUGUUGUGAAGGUGAAUAUGGAUGAAGUGACUGGAGCUCAGCUGAUCGCUGAGGCGCUCAAAUCUCAGAAUGUGGAGUACAUGUUUGGCAUUGUUGGCGUGCCUAUCAUCGAAGUGGCCAUGGCUGCCCAAGCAGCGGGCAUCAAGUAUGUUGGCAUGCGCAAUGAACAAGCAGCCUGCUAUGCUGCAUCUGCUAUUGGGUAUUUGACAGGACGGCCAGCUGUGUGCCUGGUUGUGUCUGGACCUGGGCUGAUUCAUGCGCUUGGAGGAAUGGCCAAUGCUAACAUGAACUGCUGGCCUGUCAUUGUUAUUGGCGGCUCAUCUGAUAGGAACCAAGAAACCACAGGAGCGUUUCAGGAGUUUCCUCAGGUUGAAGCCUGUCGUCUGUAUAGCAAGUUUUCUGCUCGACCAAGCAGUCUUGAGAUGAUACCAGCUGUAGUUGAAAAAGCUGUAAGGAGCAGCAUUUAUGGCCGUCCAGGAGCGUCCUACAUAGACAUAGCUGGAGACAUGGUGAACGCCAAAAUAGACAGGGCCAAUGUCAGGUUUGUUUCCUGCUGUCCUGCUCCUCCUGUGAGUCAGGCUGAUAGCAGGGAGAUCACACAGGCUGUCAGGCUGCUCAGAGCGGCUCAGAGGCCUCUGAUCAUCAUCGGCAAAGGUGCGGCGUAUGCCAGGGCAGAGAAGGAGGUCAGGGAGCUGGUGGAGGUGACUGGGAUCCCUUUCCUUCCCACACCUAUGGGGAAAGGAGUACUGCCAGAUGACCACCCUAACUGUGUUGCUGCGGCCAGGUCCAGAGCUUUAUUGCAGGCUGAUGUUAUAGUGUUGCUGGGUGCCAGACUCAACUGGAUCCUGCACUUUGGUUUUCCACCCAGAUUCAGUCCCCAUGUGAAGAUCAUUCAGGUGGAUCUGUGUGCUGAAGAGUUGAGUAAUAAUGUGAGAGCCGCAUCUGCUCUACUUGGAGACAUAGGAGCUGUGGUCAGACAGCUGUUGGAAACUGUAAGAUCCUGGAGAUUUCCUUCUGAUUCACAAUGGUGGUUGACACUGAAAGAGAAAAUGACUGCCAAUGCUCAGAUAUCAAAGAGUCUUGCUCUCCGGUCCACUCUGCCCAUGAACUAUUACACAGCAUUCCACCACAUUUCUGAGCUCCUGCCCAAAGACUGCAUCAUAGUAAGCGAGGGAGCGAAUACUAUGGACAUCGGCCGCACCAUGCUGCUCAAUUACCUCCCACGACACAGGUUAGAUGCUGGUACUUUUGGCACUAUGGGAGUGGGUCCAGGAUUUGCCAUUGCAGCAGGAGUUUUGGAGCAGACGCAGAAGAGCGCUCAGAGAGUGGUGUGUAUAGAGGGAGACAGCGCCUUCGGUUUUUCUGGAAUGGAGGUGGAGACCAUGUGCAGGUAUAAACUGCCAGUCAUCAUCAUAGUAAUCAACAACAAUGGCAUCUACAGUGGAGUGGAUCCAAAGACAUGGAAAGAGAUGGAAAAGAUGGGAGACAUGACCACCAUUGCUCCUCCGGUUACGCUGCUACCAGAGGCACGGUACGAGCAGGUGAUGAGUGCGUUUGGGGGUCGUGGGUAUCUGGUCCGAACAGUGGAGGAACUCCGCAGUGCACUACAGGAGAGUCUGAACAACACACAAAUGCCCAGCCUCCUCAACGUACUUAUAGACCCAGCCUCAGACCGCAAACAACAGGAGUUUCCCUGGCUGACACGUGCAAAUCUGUAGAGCUGAGAGAGAUAUCGGAUGAGAUUGGAUCAUAUCUUGAUGACCAAACGCUGUUUCUUUCACUACAUUUGGUCAAUUUACUGUAGGUGGCACCAUUUCCUAUAAAAA
Molecule: messenger RNA, 1895 nt
Organism: Sinocyclocheilus anshuiensis
Lineage: Eukaryota; Metazoa; Chordata; Actinopteri; Cypriniformes; Cyprinidae
Product: 2-hydroxyacyl-CoA lyase 1-like
Exons: 17
Coding region: 87-1787 (566 amino acids)
Biological process (GO): fatty acid alpha-oxidation
Cellular component (GO): peroxisome
Molecular function (GO): catalytic activity; magnesium ion binding; thiamine pyrophosphate binding
Source: RefSeq, a predicted model, not a curated record